CUCAACUUCAUCCACACCCCGUCCUCAUCUGGCCUCUUUUCACAUAGUACAGGGCACAUCUUUCCUACUUCUGCUACUGUAUUUCAAGCUGCUAUUUUUAACUAUACCGCUGGCGUGGCAACCCUUCUCAAAGGCCCAUCACACGAAGAUUGUAUUAAGGUGGUUUCCUUUAGGAUGGCCAGAUAGCUUUGCGAGGCACUGUGAAUAGCAGGGUACACUCAAUAGACCAAGAACAUGGAGCACUCUAUGUUUGAUGACAGCAUGGAGGUGACAUCCAACCAUCCCGAGAUCCCUGCCGAUGACGAUAUCGAGAUAGAUCUUGACAUUUACCAGGAUCGGGCAGAGAACAGUGAUAAUGAUGUUGUUGUGGAAGAUGCUUCUGCGACCGCAUCACACCAUCCUGAUAUGUCAGAGGACUAUGAUGAGCAUGCAAGGGAUGCAGAUAUGAUCGAUGAUAACUACUCGGCAGCUCAUUUACCUGAUCCUGACGACCCAUCAAACCGAGGCAAUCGCUACGGUUAUGACGAGACCAAGUUGCCCACUAAUCAACAUGCGUAUGAGGGCGAGAUGGUGGAUGACUAUGAAGAAGAUAUUGAUGCCCCGAUCCCCGGAAAUUUUGACGAAGAAGAAGAAGAAGAAGAAGGAGGAGGAGAAGGUCCUUCAACCCUUACUGAUGCCCACCCCCCUGACCUAAACGAGCCUCAACCCUCCAAGUGUGACGAAGGUAUAGAAGAUCACGAAGCUCAAGAGCGGUUCUCCCCUGUCAUUUCUCAAGUAUCGUCUCCUCCACAACCUAUACACGAUGAUUCAGCGGGUCAGGAGAAUGAAGAUGUCGCUACAGGAAACCGAGAAGCUCCAAGCAUUGAUAAUCCACAAAAUUUUGGCGAUGGACAGGCGUCUAGUAAAGCAAGCCCGGAAAUAGAAUCAAGUUUAUCCCCGCCUAAAGAGGAAGGGGAUGGAGAAGCUGUGCCCAAAGGAUCCGACCAGAUCUCUGCUCAAGAUACGACCGGGCCACCUGAGAUUGUUAACGGCAACGGCAAAGCAGAAGAUUCCGAGGCCACUGCGGCAGCAUCUGCCAAGGUAGACACUGAGAAUAUCGAUGAGCAGGAUCAAACGGACGAAAUAAGAAACAAACUUCCAGCGUCGCACCCACCUGACGAUAAAGAAGAUGGAGCUGAAACUGGAGAUACUGCGGAUUACAUACCCCUGCACAGAGUAACCGUUCUGUAUCAGGACAGUGAGAUGUCCCUCUUUCCGCCGAAUGAGAGCGACCCAUCGGAGAUGUACCUUUUAGAAGACGAGGAGUUAGCACAUGCUCCCCUUUAUCAACUUUUUCAGGCUUUUCGUAAAGUUCUUGGAAACAAUGUGUCCGAUGAAGACGAGUUGGUGGCUUCUAUUGACUGCCUAUAUAUUCAGCUAAGUGAAGUCGCUACUCAGUCCUCAGAAAUUAACCUAUCUCAGAUUGUGCAGCUAUAUCUCGACCUCUCCCGUAAUGAUGGCGUUGAUAAUCCGGAACCUCUGUACAUAUGCCUCAGUUCGAGACCAAUUUUGGACGCUGAGUUGGCUGCCCUCCAAGCUGCAGUUGACCAGGGCAAAGGACUGUCCCAUCUCUGGGAAUGGGACGGUGUUGAAGGUCAUGAUAUUGACGGUCCAGUUGAACAUCCUGAAGUCAUUGAGGAUGGAUUUGGGAACGGUGAUAACAGUACUUCACAAGAAGAUCUAGGGUCUUCCAAGGAAAUCCCCGUUUUAGAAGAAUCUCUUUGCGAAGAAGAAGAUCGGAUCGACCACGCGGCCAUGCCCCAUGUGACUGAGGAUCAACCAGCUACCUUUGAAGAUCAGCAAAAUGACAGGAAAAGUAAAGAAACCUUAGAGUCAAGGCCAGACGAGUUUCCGGAUGAGGAAGAAUUCUCUCCUGACGUCCUGCAAGAUGGUGACGGUGAGGAACAAGGGGAAAUUUGGGAAAAUGGUGAAAAUCAUAUCUUAGGGGAAGUUGACGGCAAUCCGCAUAAUGAUGAUGAAAAGCCGCUGGACGAGCCAGUGGCUCAGACUCUACACCUCGAUGAAGCAGAAUCGGAGGAAUUUGAAGAUGGGGAAAUUGCAUCACAAGUAGAUGAUGACAUCCCAGCAACAGGGACGCCAGAAGACGAAAGCUAUACAACUUCCCUAUCUAAAACUCCAAUUCCUGCAGAACCUACGAGCUCUUCUGCUGCAGCAGAGGACCAGAAAGUAUUGGAAGUCAUCAACACAGAGCCUGUCCAACUUAGCUUGGAAACGGCUAGAGAUAAUAUUGAGCAAAACGAUGUCGUUGGGCCACAUGCUACUGAAACCGGAACCCUGUUGGUCUCUGAAAAACAACCCGAAGACGUGUCCCCAGUUCGGGAUCAUGAGGUCCACGAUGUUUCCGCGUAUAUUCGGCAUUUAGAUCGGCAAAUUACCCCAGAUCCUAGCCUCAAUGCUUUUGAGGUUGACGUUGACCUUUUCAAAAGUCCUGUCGCAGAGCAGUGUGAGCUUGUAUACCCAAAGACCACAGAUGUUCGAGAUCUUGGCGAUGAGGAAUCCCUCGAAGUCGAUUUCUCACAUCAUGAAUCGCACGAAAUGGCAGCAUCCGGUGAAACUCAAGAUGACUUCGAAGACUGGGAUCUUAUAGAACAGGCCGAGGAAAAUCAAGUCCCACGUCAUGAUAAUAGUCCCAAGGCUGUGAAACGCCCUCGUGCAGACGACGAAUGCAACGACUUGGAAGCCCCAGUGCCUGAUCUAAAACGGCAUCGUUCCGAAUAA
Molecule: messenger RNA, 2778 nt
Organism: Coccidioides posadasii C735 delta SOWgp
Lineage: Eukaryota; Fungi; Ascomycota; Eurotiomycetes; Onygenales; Onygenaceae
Source: RefSeq, a predicted model, not a curated record